Aphidius gifuensis is the source of this 634-nucleotide messenger RNA. RefSeq names its product probable NADH dehydrogenase [ubiquinone] 1 alpha subcomplex subunit 12. Lineage: Eukaryota; Metazoa; Arthropoda; Insecta; Hymenoptera; Braconidae. Gene Ontology annotation, cellular component: membrane. Gene Ontology annotation, biological process: mitochondrial respiratory chain complex I assembly; response to oxidative stress. The transcript has 3 exons. Bases 110 to 520 code for a protein of 136 amino acids. The record is from RefSeq and is a predicted model, not a curated record.
UUAUAUAUUUGUUGUCAUUUUUAAAAUUGAUGAGAAAAGAUACCAUCAAAAAAAAAUAACAAAAUAAAUAGUUUAUUUACGUAAUUAUAAUAAACAUUUGGCGAUCAAGAUGCAACGUUACGUAGAUAUGGUUGUCAAUUUGGCAAAAAUAUUUAAACAAAAUAAAGGACCAUUUGGCAUGCUUCGGACUAUGUACAGAACUGAUGACUUGAAAUGGGGAACUCUAGUUGGUGAGGAUAAAUAUGGAAAUAAAUAUUAUGAAAAUAAUUACUUCUUUUAUGGAAGAAAUAGAUGGAUAAUAUACAAUGAACUUGUUCAUAUGGAUUAUGAUGCAUCACAGGUACCAGCUGAAUGGUAUGGAUGGCUUCAUUAUAAAACUGAUUUGUUACCACACAAUGAUCCAAAUAGACCAAAGUACAAGUGGAUGAUUGAUCAUCAACAAAAUUUGUCUGGUACUAAAAAAGCAUACAUGCCAUACAGCACAGCCAAGCCAAAAGUUGAAGCAUGGAAACCAUUAUAAGUAUUAUUUUUCAAGUAAAACAAACUUAGAAAAAUAAUCAUUAUUAUAAGUUGUUAAUAUAUGGAAGAUUAUAAGAAGAAAAAUAAAAUAAUAAAUAAGUGUAAAUAAAUUUAU